AUGAAAAAAAAAAAAAAAACAAGCAAGGCGGAAGCCAAGAGCUCAGCCGAAGGGGAACUACAAAUAUGUGAGUGGGAGCUGCAGAUAAAUGAAGGAUGGCGACAAGUAAGCGAGGGAAAGCAGAAGAUAAAUGAGGGGAUGCAACAAAUAAGUGAAGGGCAACGAAAGAUAAGUGAAGGGAAGAGGAAAAUUAUAGAGAAGAAACAAUCAAUAGGUGUCCUGGACAACACGACAGAUGGCAAGGAUCAACUAGAAGGUGUAAAAAAUGAGCAAAGAGACAAAAGCCCCAACUUGAAGACAGACAUAAAAGUGAAUUCCUCAGCGGUUGGUACGACCGAAGGGGAAAAUUGGAAUAACAGAAAAAGGGAUGAUGCAAGAGGUUACAUGUUAAAUGCCACAAAUGUGGAGAGAAGCCCAGACGGAGUGGAGAGGGAAGCCAAAGGGUUAAUAUUCCCUUCAGAUAUCAAGUUAAUAUAUGCAAGCAUAACCACAACGGAUAGAGGGAAAACUCCAAAUGUACAGAAAAAAGUUACCGCACUGCUUAGCAAAAACUUAUAUGACGUAUUGAUACUUUAUUAUGAAAUGCACUUUUACAACAACAUCGAUUCGUUCCAAGUCGAUGUAAACAUGUACGAAAUUUACAACGACUUGAUCUGCCUGAUAGACGAACUGUAUAGCAUGUAUAUUAUCGAGUCGGAGAAGAAGAGCUCCUACAUAUAUGAGGAUAUGGCGGAGAAAUAUCUUAGUACAGAAUUGUCCGGGGGAUGGACAGAAAGGACUCAGGAAGAGCUCCUGCAGGAGUACUACAUUUUGAAGGGGGAGAGGAACACUCUGUUCAUAAAUUUCAAGCUAAUGAAGAUGGUGUAUUUAUCUGCCGUAUUCGACUUGGAGUUUUUCGGCGAUGUUUGCCAGGAGAACGUUUUCCUCUCGGAGGGAGGCCCCAUUAGCGGAGAUAGCGCAGAUAAAGGCUUUGCCUGUGUUGAGCAGGUUGACCAGGUUGACCAGGUUGACCAGGUUGACCAGGUUGACCAGGUUGACCAGGUUGAGCAGGUUGACCAGGUUGAGCAGGUUGACCAGGUUGACCAGAUUCAUCAGGUUGACCAUGUUGAUCGCGUUAACCGCGCUGAGUGUGUGGGGGCGUGUAUCUGCGGCGUCAACGUUCUCUGCGUAAACUGCGGUAGCGCUGUCGCCCUUGCCGAAGCUUGCGACAAACGCGGCGGAUCAGCCGGUGGAGCAAUCGAGGCCCCGCGACAUGAUAACCGAGGCGACAGGAAAAGAAGUAAUAAAAAAAAAGGCAUAUCGAAAAGGGCGGACAGGAAAAGUGAGAAAAGGGAAAUUGCGAGCCCCGUGUUGAAGUCGGAAGUGCUACGGUGCCACGGUAGGAAUAGUAUGACAGGAGAAUGGGGGCAAGACGACAACGAUAACGGCAACGAUGAUGAUGACGACGAUGAUGAUGAUGAGGAUGGUAAUGACGACGAUGGGGAACAAUUACCUAUGGAGGAAAUCUCCCCCGUUGAGGAAAGCUACAUCCGGGAAGACCAAAAACUGUGCUACCGCAUUCUGUGUGAUGAACAGCCAUACAAGGCCUUGCUGAUAAAAGAUGAGCUUAAUCUGAGUUCGUCGGAUGAUGGGGAGAGUUACCCCGGUAGGUCGAGCACAUGGGUAAAGGAAAUCACCCCACCGAAUGCGUCGAAUGCGUCAAAUGCGUUGAAUGCAUCGAAGGGUGUAGUGCAGGACGCAGUUACCGCACUGAGCGUAGACUGCGGGGUUGUCAAUUUGGGGAGUUUAGUGAACAUCACGAGCUCGGCCAACCUUGCGAGCGUUGUCUCAGCGGCAGAGUCACACCUCGCUAGCAGCGAGAAUGACAGGGAUGGUAUCACACAGGAGAGACACAGUCGCGUAUAUACCAAGUCGAAAAGGAACAAAGGAAUUUUGUCGUACGCAUCUCAACAUGAGAAAUCAAUCAGUAUCCCCAAAGAUAUCCUGAACAUUACAUCUUUGUUAAGCACCCCCAUUUUAUCAAUGAGUAAUAUAAAGAGCCUAAAUCAGGUGAAUUUUUCCUACGGAUAUAGUAAGACGAAGAAGGAUAUGUACAACUAUUGUUACGCUUACUUAGUCAGCAUACACAAUGGCUAUGAUCUUAUCCCCAUGGAGGGUUAUAAAUUCAGACCCAUCAUAAUUGAUGGUGCAAAUGUAUCUGCCAAGGUUAUCCAUAAGCAUAUUUCAAAUAUGCCAGAUACAGAUAUGUCCAUAAUAUACGAUUGUUUUUUAUUACACGAAGCAUAUGCUUUUUUUAAAAGAAAAAAAGUAGAUGACAUUAUCAUUGUUUUGAACCCUGUGACGAAAAAAGGGGAAGAUUAUUUCUUGGGGAACAAGAAGGUGUGCAAUUAUUCUUAUUUAGAAAACUUAAUAAAGCAGAAUGCCAUACUCAUUUGUAAUGAAAAAUAUUACCAUAGUUACAAGGGUGAUGUCGUGAAACGACGCACGUACGAUGACGUUCUGAUCUUGGAAUUAGCCUCGCACAGAAAUGGCUGCGUCAUCUCCAACGACAACUACACGGACAUAGAGGCAGACACGGCAUGCGAGGAAAUAAAACAUGUUAUAUCGCACUACGUUGUUAAGCAUCAUUACGACAAGCAAAAUGGAUUCGGCUUGGACAUGACGAAGAAGCCUUUGAAAUUUCUCUUAAAUUCUCUCUUCCAGAAAAUUAAUUAA
Messenger RNA from Plasmodium knowlesi strain H, 2715 nucleotides. RefSeq names its product NYN domain-containing protein, putative. The record is from RefSeq and is a predicted model, not a curated record. Lineage: Eukaryota; Apicomplexa; Aconoidasida; Haemosporida; Plasmodiidae. The transcript has 2 exons. Bases 1 to 2715 code for a protein of 904 amino acids.